AUGGGCAACGUCGCGUCGGGCGUGCCUCUGCGUCGGCGGGCGGCGGUGGAGGAGCGGCUCACGCGGCCGCGCCGCCUCCUCAGGGAGCUUCCCGACGUCGACGCCGCUCGCCUGCGCCGCUUCAUCCGCAACGGCGACCUCGCGCCGUGCUUCGACGCGGCCGAGGACGACGUCGACGGCCAAGCCGAGGAGUGCCCCAUUUGCUUCUACUUCUACCCGAACCUGAAUAGAUCCAAAUGUUGCGGCAAAGGGAUCUGCACAGAAUGCUUCUUACAGCUGAUGCCAUCGAACACUUCUAAAGCUGUCCAUUGUCCUUUCUGCAAAACCAAGUCCUACGCAAUUGAAUACCGAGGUGCUCGAACGGCAAGACGAACAUAACGUCAAUGAGACUAAAAUGAAGUACAUUCGAAAUCUCAGAUUGCCGGUGAAAUUAUUCUACCUUAGAAUUAGCAAGUCCAGUUUUACACUGCUGCAAGCUUACUAACCUACUGGUAAUUCUUUCUAACCUUGGAAAGCUUUCAUGGCUGUCAUGAUUCAUCAUCUUGACUGAAUUAUUUGGAAUAUCAAUUUGUUCACAAAAGAGUCUGAUUCCGCUUGUGUGGCUCAGCAUUGCGUUCCACUGUAUACUGAAUAAAAAAUGUUCUACUAGUGGCUGUAAGCCUGUAAAAGAAUGAGGAGUUGGUGUAGAAUUGUACGUUGAUUCUGUAGGCAGCUCUUGAGACAAAGAUUAAGCUCCAAGUGUUGUCCUAAACUGCAUUACUGGUGAUCAAGACAUCCACGUCAGCAUCCAAUAAUACAAUUGCAAUUGCUCGGAUUCCGUGCGGUGCAC
Messenger RNA from Phragmites australis (common reed), 829 nucleotides. Its product is annotated as E3 ubiquitin-protein ligase GW2-like. The record is from RefSeq and is a predicted model, not a curated record. Gene Ontology annotation, cellular component: cytoplasm. Bases 1 to 378 code for a protein of 125 amino acids. The transcript has 5 exons. Lineage: Eukaryota; Viridiplantae; Streptophyta; Magnoliopsida; Poales; Poaceae.